Numida meleagris (helmeted guineafowl) is the source of this 3727-nucleotide messenger RNA. RefSeq names its product protein phosphatase 3 regulatory subunit B, alpha (gene PPP3R1). Gene Ontology annotation, molecular function: calcium ion binding; calcium-dependent protein serine/threonine phosphatase regulator activity. The record is from RefSeq and is a predicted model, not a curated record. The coding region runs from base 974 to 1594 and encodes 206 amino acids. Lineage: Eukaryota; Metazoa; Chordata; Aves; Galliformes; Numididae. The transcript is spliced from 8 exons.
UGGGAGGCCCCGCCCCCGCUGCCGAGCGUUAGCGCCGCUCGCGCCCCCGCCCUCGCUCGCUGCGCGCCGUUGCGGGUCAGCGCCAGCAGCCACUGCCGCAGUGAGGGAGCGGAGCGGGCAGCGGGCCCGGCGGCGGCGCCCAACGUACGCGCGCAACAGCCAGAGCGGGGCUCGGCGGAUCCAGCUGCAGGGGACGACGCCUGACGCCCACCCGCCACCAUGCUUGCUAAUCUGCCUGUUAAUGAAGAAUACAGCACAAACCUGUGUGACAGCCAGAACUCUUAAUAACUCAUUCAUGGUCGCUUACCGAAGCAAACAAACAAAACCCAACACCAAAACUCUUCACCAAGCUGACAGUUCUUCGUUGUUAAACCUUUGGAAACAGCAAUACAUGGAAAACAAAAUCUAAGGAGGAGGAGGAAGAAUUCUCUGCAACAGAGCUCUCUCAGUAAAAGGACACUUGUCAAGACAGUUGCCCUUAACCAGCCUGCCUUGGAGGAGCAUGUUCAACACUGAUCUCAAGCAGAGACAGUGAACAGUAUUUGAAGCAACUGCUGAUGAAGGAAACCAAAACACACUUUUUUUAUGGGUAACCUACAGAAGAAAGCAAUACUGAAGGCCAUUAAUAGGUUAUCCUUAAAAGGCACAGCUGCUGAAAGGAGGAGGAUCAUUGGAGAAUAUAAUUGCAAAUGACACUUCGUUAAAGGAGCAAGCUACUUGUCAUACAAACUUCUGAAGUUACUUUUGUGGCAUGUUUUGAUUUAUCUGGAGUGAACUGAUAUUCCUUCAGCAUUCAGAAUUGGGUUAGCCUUCUGUUACUAGACUUUGGACUGUUCCUUGAUCGGUGACUAUUUUGGUCUGCAAGUCGUGAUUUUAGUGCUGAUUAACCAGGAAGUAACUUAUAGGGAUCUUAGAGCAUUGAAGAACAUCUCAGGAGCAUUGAAGAAGGAUCAGGCUAUUCAGAAUACCGCUCAUGUUCCAGCUGCUUGUUUUGAAUCACGUAACUCAAGAGAAUAGAGUUGAACUCCAGCAGUAUGGCAGUAAUACCCAGAGGCAGCUGAGGAAAGCAAGUUUUCUACUAGGUGGAAAUGAGGCAAGCUACCCUUUGGAAAUGUGCUCGCACUUUGAUGCUGAUGAGAUUAAACGGCUAGGAAAGAGAUUUAAGAAGCUCGAUUUGGACAACUCUGGUUCUUUGAGUGUGGAGGAGUUCAUGUCGUUACCUGAAUUGCAACAGAACCCGUUAGUACAGCGAGUAAUAGAUAUAUUUGACACGGAUGGCAACGGAGAAGUGGACUUCAAAGAAUUUAUAGAAGGAGUCUCCCAGUUCAGUGUCAAAGGAGAUAAGGAACAGAAGUUGAGGUUUGCUUUUCGCAUUUACGAUAUGGACAAAGAUGGCUACAUCUCGAAUGGGGAGCUCUUCCAGGUGCUGAAGAUGAUGGUGGGGAACAAUCUCAAAGACACUCAGUUACAGCAAAUUGUAGAUAAAACCAUAAUUAAUGCAGAUAAGGAUGGUGAUGGAAGAAUAUCCUUUGAAGAAUUCUGUGCUGUUGUAGGAGGCCUAGAUAUCCACAAAAAGAUGGUGGUAGAUGUGUGACUCUGUAGGGCACCACCCAACACUUUUGCUUUCUUCUCCAUCUCUGAAGAUCUGCUCAAGACGUCCAGCAAUGCUCUCUGUGUAUUUAAAUGGAAGUAUUUUUCUCUGUGAAGCCACAUUUUCCAACAUGAGCCUCAUGAAGCCAACUAAGUGUUAUUGAACUUUGAUUCUCUCAAUAACUCAGUGUAGCACUUUAAAGUCUGAAGGACAGCAAAGAUGGAAAGAGCAUAUCAGUGUGGUGGAGAAAGGGAAGGGGUUGGCUUUUUAAUUUAUUUUUCUUCAUCUUUUAUAACAAGGAAAUAUCUAUCUAUAUAUAUGUGUGUGUGUAUUUAUAUAUAGAUAUAUAUGUAGCUUUCUAUAUGUAGUAGCUAGGUGGGCUUUAAUUUAAUAUACUUGAUUCAGAAACGAAACUAGAGUACAAAGUGCCAAGCAGAAUAUUAACAGUUCAAUAUAUGGAUAUACAUCCUUACUUUUAUUUCACACAGUUUUAUAUAUAUAGUAGAAGAAUGUAAAAUUUUAACUGGGUGUUAGGUCAGCUCUUCUCCUUUUCCUGCGACUGUUCAGAUGUUUCUAUAUAUUGACUGGCUGACAAAGCAUUGCUUCUUAUUAAUUUACCUUAAUGACAUGUUUUGUAACACAGGAGACGAAGUUUAUUUAUACCUGUUAAUAUAUUACCAGGGACUGUGUCUCUUUGCUAAAUAACUUAGUACAGUUCUACUUAAUAUGAGAAUAUAGUUUAAUGCUACUGCCAAGAACUAGCCCUCGUGUGCAUACAGUAACUGCAGAACGCUUGGAUGGCCACAAGAUUUUGUCACCUAGCGACUGGGAGUGGGUACAGCUGUCCCAGGGUUAGUGCUCCUCUGCUGUUUGGGAUUCAUUUUAGAUUCGGCUGCUCGAGGUGUUAGAUACAUUCACCACUUUCUCUUGUGCUUACCUUAAUGAAAUUAGGAUCCACGUAACGGCGGGAUCCCCGUCUACUUCUUUUAUACAGUGCUUAGAUUACAAAGCGUUCCUGCCAUUUAAAUUCUGUUACUUCAACUGUGAUAGUUUCCCCUCUGCAUUUAAAGAAUAUUACAGGUAGCAUAAAUAACUGGUAAUAUUUUAUAUAUAUAUAUAUAUGUAUGUAUAUAGGAUUCAUACAGGGGGAAAAUCUUGUUAACCUAUGCCACAGAGGAGGAAAACUUCACACGAUCUAAAUUGAUACCUCUUGCUGUUCUCCAGUCCUUUGCCUGGAGUUUUUUCUUUUCUAGAUUUGUCCAUAUCAUGAUUUGUAACGGAUGGUAACUUGAUACGUUUGUGUGAUAUAAAAGUAGCGAGCCAUGUUUUACAACUUUAUAUCAUCCCUUCCCUUUUCUGCAAUGGUACUAUUGGCUGGAAGAGAAACAUUUGCUAGAUUUUUUAGGACAGUACAUCUUUCCUGUAUAGUAGUUUUUCUAUUAAAAAAAAAAAAAAUCGUUUUAUAAUCAGCAGUGGGAAGUGCAGGUUGUGUGAAUCUACUUCUAUCGAGCACCUGUCUGCCAUAGCUGUUCCUUCAACUGAGUGCUGCACGUCAAUGGGCUCUGUCUGUGAGAGAAAUCCAGGUGCUUGGUGUCCUUGCAUGACAUGAAGUUUUGCAUGUAGAUCGAUUUGAAAUGUUCCUCUUGUUUACAUAAUUUGCAUAAUUUAAAAGAUAAUGUUGCCAAACUUUGGUAAAUGUUAAGGUUCAAAACAAAAAUCUCCACUACAUGUAACUUUCUUCCUCUGGAUCAGUACGUGGCUUAUAAUCCCAGCCAGUGGUUGUAUCUGUUCCAGUGUCAACUGCCAUGUGCUCUGCUUCAAGGGGGAACUAGUCUUUUGUGAAUUUUUUGUACAUAAGUAUUUGUUACAAACAUUUUAGCAAAUGCUUUUGAUUUCUCUUACUUGCUUGUGCAUAUCUUGGCUGUUGUUAUAGAAAUUAGUGCUGCCGUUACUUCCUUCGGGGGAUUGGAAGGGGAGGGAUGAGGUGGUUUUUUUUGUUUUUUUUUUUUUAGUUUGUGUGGGGAAAAAUGAUUUAUGUUGAAUGUUUAGUUUUUCCUCUGCAUGCUACAUCAUACGUUGUGGGAACUAUAAGAACCUUCAUACUAUACGAAUACAAAAUAAAAUAUUUGAACCUUG